AUGGCUUUCUGUCUUCCACAAGAUCAAGGUAUUUUACCAUACUGGCUACUCUUCAACGCCAUCAUCAGUUUCUACAACUCCGCCCAAUGUUUUUUCUCCCUCCCUGCCACCCGAAAACUCUUUUUUGGUCCACACUCCACCAUCCCAUCUUCCACUUCCACUUCCCCUAAAACCUCCCCUCCAUCUUCUCAUGAAGCAACCGCCCUCUUUGCCCGCACCUUCGGCUGCUACACUCUUGUGAGUGGUAUGCUUCGUUUGAUUACCGCUUACAAUCUUUCCUCUCCUGAACUGUAUUUCCUUACUUUAUGGGCUUAUGUGGUGAUAACAGGCUUUUGGGGAGUGGAAUGGUUAUAUUUCGGGACUGUGGCUUUUGGGCCUGCGUUAUGCGCGAGUAUUGUUAUAGAUGGGGGAGGGGUGAUUAUGAUGUUGUGGGGAUGGGGUAAAUAUUAG
Messenger RNA from Botrytis fragariae, 450 nucleotides. RefSeq names its product putative ergosterol biosynthesis protein. NCBI's taxonomy places the organism in Eukaryota, Fungi, Ascomycota, Leotiomycetes, Helotiales, Sclerotiniaceae. The record is from RefSeq and is a predicted model, not a curated record. Bases 1 to 450 code for a protein of 149 amino acids. Gene Ontology annotation, cellular component: membrane; endoplasmic reticulum. The transcript has 2 exons. Gene Ontology annotation, molecular function: protein-macromolecule adaptor activity.